UUAAUUUCCAAUGACAUAACGUACACUGUACAUAAAUAUGCGGCCCAUAAAUAUAAGCUACCCUAAUUUAGGAAACAUCCCAAAACAAGCUAAGCUAGCGCAGCUCCUCAACAGAUCUGAGAAUCUGACUGCUGUCCGCCUUGCGAGAUUCCCCGUCGGAUGAAGCUCCACUUCGAAGCCCGAACCUUUCUCUUCUAACCUAACCGAUUGUGAAGAUGGACUCCACAAGCUCAAAGUUACAUCAACUGCAGAAGGCGUUCGCUGAACUCGAGAGUCACCGUGCUGUUGCUCUCAACCUGAAAUGGACGCAACUGGAAGAGCAUUUUCACGGUCUCGAGAAGUCCCUGAAGAGGCGUUUCACUGAAUUGGAGGACCAGGAGAAGGAUUUUGAGUCCAAAAUCGCUCAAUCCAGAGAGUUGUUGGAGAAGCGUGAAGUAGCUGUCUUAGCUAAAGAGAAAGCUUCUCUCGAAUGCCUCCAAGAGAAAAGAGAUGCUGCGCUUUCUGCUAUUUCCAUUGCUCUCGGUAAGCACCCCAGCCCAUUUUCUGCAGGAUCUGAUGCUGUUAAUGUUGAAGAUCCAGCUGGAUCAUGCGUUCUGGAAGAAAAAGCUUCCGAUUCCACAGACACAGCCAUUGACAUAGUAGUGGACUAUGUGAAACCAUGCGAGAGUGGAGAUGUCGAGCCCAAGUCUUAUCCUGAGCUAGUUAGACUAUGCAAAGAGAUGGAUUCAGAUGGCCUACACAAAUUUAUAUCAGACAACCGUAAGAAUCUAGCUGCUAUAAGGGAGGAGAUUCCACAAGCUUUAAUGGCGGCAGCAAAUCCUGCAUCUUUAGUUUUGGAUUCACUCAGAGGUUUCUACAAUUCAGAAGUGUCAGUUCAGGAUGCUAAAAAGGACGCCAUCCUUCUAGGAAUUCGCAGAACCUGUAUAAUGUUGAUGGAGUGCCUUUGCAUGUUAUCAACUUGCGUCGCAGAGAAUAUGAAGGAACGCGCUAAAGCUGUAGCUGAAGAAUGGAAACCAAUGUUAGAUGAACUUGACGUUGAUGCUAAUUACGGGAACUCUUUGGAAGCUCAUGCGUUCUUACAGCUAGUUGCUACUUUCUGUAUUAACUCGGGAUUUGACCAGGAAGAUUUAAUCAAACUGAUACCUAUGGUUUCUCGUCGCCGUCAAAUGGCUGAUUUAUGCCGUUCCCUUGGAUUGGCUGAUAAGAUGCCAGGUGUUAUCAAUGUGUUGGCUAGUAAUGGAAGGCACAUAGAUGCUGUAAAUCUAGCUUUUGCCUUUGAGUUGACUGAGCAGUUCCCACCUGUUUCUCUACUGAAGUCUUAUUUGAAUGAAGCAUGCAAAGCUUCACCUAGCAAAUCUGGAAAUACAUCUGGUUCACAGAAUGAAAUCAAUGAGAAAGAACUAAAUGCACUGAGGGCUGUGAUAAAAUGCAUUGAGGACCAUAAGCUUGAGGAUCACUACCCUGUGGGCGCACUCCAAAAACGACUUCUUCAACUGGAGAAAGCAAAGGCAGUCAACAAAAGAGGAACAGAAGUUGCAAAACCCCAACCAAAAAGACCCCGUGCUAACUGUUUUGUAAACGGGCCCCGAUUCGCCAACAAUGCCAAUGACAAGAACUACCCAAGAAUGACUGACAGGUACCCGCAGUAUGUUUAUGACAGACCAUAUGCUUACACCGGACUGACUGAAACCCAUGGUCCCACGUUCAUGGGCACUCCAGCUUACGGAAUUUCUGUGCAUGGAAACUUCUUUGGGCAUGGGUACCAUUACCAGACUCCUUACCUGCACUAAUCAAAAGCUGUUUUAUAUGCUUUUAAACCCCCUCCCUGAGUUUGCCUAAUUUGAAAACUCUGUGAGCAACUUGUAUUAAUACUUGAGAUGCUAUAGCUUUGUUAAUUUGUAAUAUGUUGUAAUUGCUAAUACUUUGAUCCUUAAAUAUGUACUGUGUUAUGGUAUGUUCUUAUAAUUCAGUAUGAUGAAUGCAUUCCCACUGUUUAAAUGCUCAGUGUUUUCCAA
Molecule: messenger RNA, 2015 nt
Organism: Cuscuta europaea
Lineage: Eukaryota; Viridiplantae; Streptophyta; Magnoliopsida; Solanales; Convolvulaceae
Source: the annotation of a GenBank genome assembly